Pogoniulus pusillus (Red-fronted tinkerbird) is the source of this 1993-nucleotide messenger RNA. RefSeq names its product ankyrin repeat and LEM domain containing 1 (gene ANKLE1). The transcript is spliced from 5 exons. The coding region runs from base 250 to 1818 and encodes 522 amino acids. Lineage: Eukaryota; Metazoa; Chordata; Aves; Piciformes; Lybiidae. Gene Ontology annotation, cellular component: nucleoplasm; cytoplasm. Gene Ontology annotation, biological process: double-strand break repair via homologous recombination; resolution of meiotic recombination intermediates. Gene Ontology annotation, molecular function: DNA endonuclease activity. The record is from RefSeq and is a predicted model, not a curated record.
GGCUCGGGGGCAGGUGAGGCAGGGAAGCUACUUGCCCAGUUCCGGGGGUGCAGCAUCCAGGACCGACCCCCAUGCACCCCAGAACCCUUUCUCAGCUCCUCCAGUCUUGCCUCUGGGAAUGUCACCCCCCAGGACCAGGGGUCCCCCAGGCACCUCCACGUCACCCCCCGCACCAGGAGCCGCCUGCAGGCCUGUGCCCGGCGCUUCAGCCCCUCCUCUUCCUCCUCCCUCUUUGACGAGACCUUGGAGAUGCCCCGAAGGCCCCCCAGGCUCAGAGCACCUCGGGGUGUCCCCAGGGGCCCUGCCACCACCUCAGGGCACUGUGUCACCCUGCAGGGGGAGGACGGAGAGGGGACAGGCUCUUUGGAUGACACUGAGAUCCUCCCCAGAGCCCCCAGCCAGCCCAGCUCGCCCUCAGGGGCCAGCAGCUCCUCCAGCCCCACGGUCCUGCUGGCUCCUGGGGACCACCAGCACCCCCAGGCCUCUCCAUCACAUGCUCAGGGCUCCCCCAGCUCCAGUCCCUCUCUCCUCCUGCCCCCCAGGGACCAGCAUCCUCACCCCCAGCCCUCCCCAUCACAUGCUCAGGACUCCUCCAGUUCCAGUCCCUCUCUCCUCCUGCUCCCCAGGGACCAGCACCCCCAGCCCUCCCCAUCACAUGCUCAGGGCUCCUCCGGUCCCACGGUGCUGCUGGUGCCUGCGGUCCAGGACCCCCAGUCAGAAGCUGCAGGCUCCAUCCAUGCUGCUGGCAGCGCCAACCUCAGGGUGCUGGAGGGUGGCUCUGGGUGGCAGGACCCCUCACCCUUAGGGACACAGCAGUCCCCGUGGCCCCACGGCACCUUUGGCCACCUCUCUGCCCCACAUGCUCUGGGCAGCACCGCGGCGGCAGGAGGGGGGAGCUCGGCCGCGCUGCUGUCCCCCCCCAGCCGCAGCUCUGAGGAGCAGCGACAGGCACCCACCGAGCAGCACAGCCCUGGCACGGAGCCCACCGCCAGCCGCAGGGAUGCCCAGGACGAACAGGCGUGCCCGGUGCCACCACGGCGCCUGUCGGACGCAGCUCUGCGGCGGCGGCUGCGGGCGCUGGGGGACACCCCCGGUCCCAUCACCGAGCUCACCCGGGGGCUCUACCUGCGGCGCCUGCAGCGGCUGACGAGGGCACCCGGGGGGCAUCGGGCAGCACGGUCACCGCAGGCAGGGCACAGCCCCGAGCUGGUGGCUGCCCUGAGGACUGGGCAGGUCCCCGACUGCACCCAGGACGAGCUGCUGCUGGCACAGCAGUUUGACCACCCCGAGCGCAGCUGGCACUGGCGGGAAGGGCUGGCAAAGUCCAGCUUCAACUACCUCCUCCUGGACCCCAGGACCACCCAGAACCUGCCGCUCCGCUCCCACUGCCUGAGCCCAGCUGAGUGCUUCAGGACCUUCAUCAAAGCCAUCUUCUACGUGGGCAAGGGCACCCGUGCCAGGCCCUACUGCCACCUCACCGCCGCACUGAGCCAGCACCGCGCCGGGACCCAGAGGGGCUGCCCCAAGGUGCGGCGCAUCCUGGAGAUCUGGGCCGGCGGGCAGGGGGUGGUGUCCCUGCACUGCUUCCAGAGCAGCGUCCCGGCGGAGGCUUACACCCGGGAGAGCUGCCUCGUGGAGGCUCUGGGGCUGCAGACCAUCACGAACCAGCGGCAGGGGCACAGCUACGGGCUGGCUGCCCGCUGGUCCGGGGAGCGGCGCCGGCGCCUGGGGGUCCACCUGCUGCACAGGGCCAUGAGGAUCUUCCUGGCCGAGGGCGAGCGGCAGCUGCGACCCUCAGACAUCCAGGGUGGGCGCUGAGCGCCCUGAGGGGUGGCGAUGGGGUGCUGGGGUGCACCCCCGGCCCUGCCUGCACUGCCUCGCCGAGGAGGUGGCUGCAGAGCCCGGGGGCAGGUUGGAUGUCGGUGACCACCGGCCAGGAGUGCUCUGCUGUCCUGGCUCCCUAAAGGCUGAUUAAAGAUAUCCUUCCCUUCGG